AUGACAGUCUUAUACAAUGUAUUUAGCUAUGCCUCGACACUAACCAUGUGUGUGAUAGGACUGGACAGACAUCAGGCAAUAAUCUAUCCGUUUGGCAAACGGCUGAGCGAUGUAUUGCCCCUAAAGUUUGUAAUCCCAAUGAUAUGGACGCUCUCAUCGCUACUAUCUCUACCGCACGCCUACUUCAACGAAGUGGUCACGUAUUAUACCUAUCAGUCGCUAAUCAGGUGUCGUCUCAUGUUUCCGGAGCCCCAAUAUAUGUACAGACAAUGGCUAACGAUAUUGACAUUUAUGUCUCAAUACGUGAUUCCGUUAACGAUCGCCACAUUUUCCUACUGUAAGAUCGCUGUACACAUCCAUCGACGCGCUAUUGUCGGCAACUCUACGCCCCAACAGAUCGCCAAUAAUAUGAGGCAAGAAUUUCACUUAUCUUUCUUUAAGACAAUUUAU
Molecule: messenger RNA, 450 nt
Organism: Medioppia subpectinata
Lineage: Eukaryota; Metazoa; Arthropoda; Arachnida; Sarcoptiformes; Oppiidae
Source: the annotation of a GenBank genome assembly